Selaginella moellendorffii is the source of this 1593-nucleotide messenger RNA. RefSeq names its product pentatricopeptide repeat-containing protein At4g02750. The record is from RefSeq and is a predicted model, not a curated record. Gene Ontology annotation, molecular function: protein binding. Bases 1 to 1593 code for a protein of 530 amino acids. NCBI's taxonomy places the organism in Eukaryota, Viridiplantae, Streptophyta, Lycopodiopsida, Selaginellales, Selaginellaceae. The transcript has a single exon.
AUGAAGGCAAGAGAGGCGCUUUGCUUUGAGCUCUGGACGAAACACCCAACAUCACAAGGUGACAAAGGGACUUUGGAUAAGAACGCAGGCAACCAAGUGAGGUUAAGCAUGGGCAUCCGGCUUGCGGACAUCGCGUCUUGGAAUACGAGGAUCAGAGCGCUGGCCUGCUGCGGCUUAGCUCCCGAUGCCGAGGCGCUCUUUGAGAUCAUGCCCAUGAGGAGCACCUCAACGUGGAAUAUCAUGAUUACGACAUAUGCCCAAGCUGGGGAACUGUCGAAGGCGAGCAUGGUUUUUGACGCUACGCCUGCACCCGAUGUUGUAUCUUGCAAUGCGAUGCUUCAGGCGUUUAUCCGCUGUGGGGAUUUGCAUCGUGCAUGGGCUUUCUUCUCUAUGACGCUUUUGAAAAAUAUCAUCACCUGGAACAUAGCAGUGCAGGCGUUUGGAUAUCGCACUGUGUUUGCGUUGAUGCCGUACAGGAAUGUAACAACAUGCAAUAUCGUCGUAACUGCAUAUGCCAAGGAAGGGCAAAUGCUGCAUGCAUGGAGAACGUUUGUGGAUAUGCCUCACAGAGACGAAACCGCAUGGAACUGCAUCAUUCAAGCCUUUGUCACAAACGGAGAGCUGAGGAAAGCUGAGAAGCUCUUUUCCAUGAUGCCAGAGCACACGAUACUUUGCUGGAAUGCAAUGAUUGUCACAAACAUGCAGAGUGGAAACUUGGAGAAAUCUGCUGCUUUGUUUAAAAGAAUGCCCCACAGAGACAUUAUUUCUUGGAAUGCAUUUCUUACAGGUGACACAAGAGACUCUGGUUUCAUUUCAGCGAGAAAACUGUUUGAUAGAAUGCCAAUGUGGACCAUUGCAUCGUGGAAUGCGUUGAUCACAGCAUAUGCCAAGUGUGGGCAAGACAGGAUUGCUCUUGGAGCCUUUUACUCGAUGCAGCUUCAGGGUAUCCGUGAGGAGAUGGAAACACUUGCAAUUCUUCUGGGAUCCUGUGCAAGCCUCACGGAUCUUUCCCAAGGAAAGCUCAUUCACUCCUGCUUCCAUGACAGACACUUGAAUCUUCGACUCCAAACAAAGGAGCAUUCAAGAACAAUGGUGUCAAGCGCGUUGAUCAACAUGUACGGAAGAUGUGGCACCAUCCGUGAAGCCCAAAACGUGUUUGAGAACACCCAAGAUGCAAACGCAGUGUUGUGGAAUGCUAUGUUAGCAGCAUUUGCCGCAAAUGGGCACUUUGCGAAAGCCACCUCUGUGUUCUGGGACAUGGUUUUUCAAGGUCUACAUCCCACAACCUCAACUUUCUCCAUUCUCCUGUCAAUGUGCAGUCACGUAGGGCUGUGGAGCGAGGGCUACACAUACUUCCUCUCCAUGAAAUCGGAUUUCCAUCUCCAGCCAAGCGAAGAUCACUUUGUCUGCGUCGUGGAUUUGAUCGGUCGCUCUGGAUGGCUUGGAGCUGCCGAGGAGCUCUUGCAAUCCAUGCCAUUCGAGCCCGGCGAAGUUGCGAGGCUGGCUUUGCUAGGGGCUUGUAGCAGCCACACCGAAGAUCACAUCCUCCCGGAAGCCAAGCUAUGGACGUCCGAGUCCUAUGAUUCUAAUUAG